AGGUUUGAACCAUAAAGAUUGUCAUUAAGACAGCGCACCGCUGCUGUGCACGUACUUGGCCCAACUACCGUGUUUUUGCAGGAUUCUAGUUUAUUUUUUAUUUGUUUUGAAAAUGACCAUCAAAACAUUUUUAAUUGAACAUGAUGAAGUAGAUGGGAAAACUCAUUUUACAAAUGGAGAUACAAUCCAAGGAAGAGUCAUUGUGGAAAUUUUGAAGGAAGCGGAAAUCAAAUCACUAACAUUAAUUGUGGAAGGAUACGAAAAAUUUCACCUGACAACUGUUUUCUUAUCAAGGCAUGGAUCUGUUACAAAUUCCUACCCAUCUGUGGAGCAUUUCUAUAAGGUGAAACAAGAUCUCUUGAAAACAGGGCCCCAAAUACUUGGCGAAGGAAGACACAUGUUUCCUUUUUCCUUCACGAUUCCUGACAAAGAAAUGACAUCUUCCUCAAAUUGGGCUCGUCAUAAGUUAAAAGCAAAGCUCAAACAACCUAAGAAGAGGGACAAAAAGGUUAAAACCAAAUUCAUAUUUGAGCAAAAGGAAGACACGGAUGACUCUCAACACAUGGAACCUCAGCAUGUUUGCAUCGAGCAUAAUUUCAAACACUUUGGCUCUGGAACAGUAAUAAUGAAUGUUUACACUGAACAAAUGGCCUACAAACCAAAUGAAACUCUGAAUAUCAAAGUUGAUAUCAACAACCAGUCAACUGUUUCAGUGAGACCCACAUUCACAAUCUACAGGAAGCAAACGACACUGCUUCCGGGUCAGAGGAUAAUCACAACUUCGGAGGUACUUCAAAGUAUAAACAAGGCUGACAUCAUUGCUGCAGACAGCCAAGUGACUAUUAACAAGAAGAUCCCCUUGGAAAAACUAUUUGGUCCCAUCUUCGGUGCAGCCAAGAAUGAGUAUCUACUGAAGGUCUGUUUGAAACCGACUCGUAAGUUCGCAGAACAGAGAAUACUUGUCUUCCGUGACCAUUCUCUGCUUGUCACACAACAAUUUGCACACCUGGCGUUAAUGAGUCACGGAUUGUCCCAUCAUCCUGCGUAUUUCUAAGACACGGGUCUGUCCUCUGUGGUUUUGAAAAAUGGUGGUGUUCUUUUUUUGUUUGUGUGGUGUUACAAAACUUGCCCAAAUUAACAAUCGCAGACAUUCUUCACCAGCAUCACGGCACUGCACAGCAGCUGCAGAAAGGAAGGCUUGUCAAAAGACAGUCGAAGCUGUUCACAAGAUUGUGGGGAACAGCCUCCCCACAAUCACAGACCGGAUCUUCUCACUGAUAGAUCGAUUACGUCCACCCCUCCAUCUAUUUUCAUCCAGGCGCAGGUUGUUGAGAGAGCAGUUUUAACAUGAAUGCCAGACUUCGCUGUCUCGAACCACCUCCUGUCCUUUCAAUGGCUCAAAACGCAGACAUUUCCUCGAGUAACUCAAUUAAGCAAACUGACAAUCCAAAAUGUGUUGUUUUAGGCAGAGCAACACCAAGUGGUGUAUUGCGGUAUUGCCGCUGAAAUUCAUCGACCCACACUUUCACUGUGGACUUUUGAGUCCAUCUCUGAGACCUUGGAUCUGGCACCGCGUCUCCCUCCUAAGGCCUUGGACAGUUUACAGGUACCUAGAAAAUCGGGCCCAAAACUCCUGCCUGCAAUCAUGUUUUUGUUUUGGCCACUGCCAACGCUGCACACUCAAAAGGAGACAAAUGAUGCAAAAAAUAAAAAUAAAAAAUCUAUAAUUUAAAACAGCUCACGGUUGCCAUCAUAACAUACAUUGUCUGAAACGUGCUUUUUAUCACAAAUACCCCAAGGUCGAGAAUUACCGGUAAAUCUUUUCAGUGCAUUCAAGUAAGUGCUGUUUAUCAGAAGUUAA
This is a messenger RNA of Hippocampus comes (tiger tail seahorse), 1861 nucleotides long. Its product is annotated as arrestin domain-containing protein 2-like. Gene Ontology annotation, cellular component: plasma membrane; cytoplasm. Gene Ontology annotation, biological process: protein transport. The record is from RefSeq and is a predicted model, not a curated record. Bases 113 to 1054 code for a protein of 313 amino acids. NCBI's taxonomy places the organism in Eukaryota, Metazoa, Chordata, Actinopteri, Syngnathiformes, Syngnathidae. The transcript has 7 exons.